CCGCCGUGAAGAGCCGUAGCGGCAGCCAGGGGAGUCUGCUGAGCGCACAUGCACGCACCGCACCGCACCGCACCGCCACGGCUCGUCGCUGCGACCGCAGCCGGUGCGCAGCGCAGGCGGGAGGACGCGCGGCUCUCUCCGGCACAUGGAGGCGGAGUGGCCGGAGAUCGGACACGGCGGGACUCGUCUCGGAUCGUCUGACUGUCUGACUGUCCGUGUGUGCGUCCGUGCGUGUGUGUGCGCGCGCGCGCGUGUGUGUGUCCGUCUUGCUCGCGGAUUGCUGCAGUGCUGUUUUUUCCAGGUGUUGUGGUGCGUGCGCGCGUGUGUUUGAGUGUGUGAGUGUGUGUGUGUGUGUGCGCGCAUGGUGGUGAUGUUGUAGCCCGCCGUAAUUCUCUUACGAAUUGGACUAAGCCGGGGAACGGAGUCUGAUGUCACAUGUGCUUCAUCGGAGGACACGGGGCAUCUGCAAGCGGGAUUUUGUGGAGGAUGCUGCGGCAAGUGAUACACAGAGGGCUCAAGGCUUCGUUCUACUGGCUGGGCUUAUUCGUUAGCAGGCACCCCGUUUUCUUCCUCACCGUGCCCGCGGUCCUCACCAUCAUUUUCGGAUCUACCGUGCUGAGCCGAUUCACGCCGGAGACGGACCUGGAGGUGCUGGUCGCGCCGACCCACAGCCUCGCCAAGAUCGAGCGGAGUCUCGCCAACAGCCUGUUCCCCAUCGACCAGUCGAAGCACAAGCUGUACUCGGAUCUGCACACCCCGGGCCGAUAUGGCAGGCUGAUCCUGCUCGCCAAGUCCGGGGGCAACAUCCUGGAGCUCGCCGAGCAGGUGCUGCGGGUGCACAAGCGGGUGCUGGAUUUACGCGUGAAUUACAAGGGGUUCAAUUACACGUUCGCGCACCUCUGCGUCCUGAGCCACCGGGACAAGCGCUGCCUCCUGGACGACAUCGUCACCAUCUUCGAGGACAUCAGGCAGGCGGUGCUGUCCAACAGCACUUUCCACAAGGUGCCCGUGAGCUACCCGAACACCACGCUGAAGGAUGGCCGCGUGUCCUUCAUCGGCCACCAGCUGGGCGGCGUGUCCUACUCCCCCAACAGCCGGGACCAGCAGGUCAAGUUCGCCCGCGCAGUUCAGAUCACCUACUACCUCCGCAACCACGGACCCGUGGUGCAGGACGCCAUCGCCGAGCGCUGGGAGAACGAGUUCUGCGCGCUGGCCAGCCGGCUGUCCACGGCCGAGGCGCCGCACGCGCCCGACCAGCUCCACGUCCAGUCGCUCACCUCCUUCAGCCUGUGGCGGGACUUCCACCAGACGGGCGUGCUGGCCAAGGGCGAGGUGCUGGUCAGCCUGGUGUUGGUGCUCCUGGCCGCCACCAUCUCCAGCUCCAUGCGGGACUGCCUGAGGGGUAAGCCGUUCCUGGGCCUCCUCGGCGUGCUGACCAUCUGCAUCGCCAACGUGACGGCUGCGGGCAUCUUCUUUAUAUCCGACGGGAAGUUCAACUCUACGCUGCUGGGGAUCCCGUUCUUUGCCAUGGGCCAUGGAACCAAAGGAGUGUUCGAGCUGCUAGCAGGCUGGAGGAGAACGAGGGAAAACCUCCCCUUCAAGGAGCGCGUGGCGGACGCUUUUGCCGACGUGAUGGUGUGCUACACCAUGACCAGCUCACUCUACAUCAUCACCUUCGGCAUGGGAGCUAGCCCUUUUACCAACAUCGAGUCGGUGAAAAUCUUUUGCCAGAGCAUGUGCGUCGCCAUACUGGUCAACUACUUCUACGUUUUCUCUUUCUACGGCUCCUGCCUGGUGUUUGCUGGACAGCUGGAGCAGAACCGCUACCACAGUGUUUUCUGUUGCAAAAUCCCCUCAGUGGAGUAUCUGGACCGCCAGCCCACAUGGUUUAAAACUAUGAUGAGCGACGGCCAUGACCUGUCCACGCACCAUGACAGUGUCCCCUACCAGAAUCAUUUCAUCCAGCACUUCCUGCGAGAGCACUACACAGAAUGGAUAACCAACACUUAUGUCAAACCCUUUGUGGUCAUCCUCUAUCUUAUCUACGCCUCUUUUUCAUUCAUGGGAUGUUUACAAAUCAGUGACGGAUCGAAUGUCGUCAACCUGUUGGCUAGUAACUCUCCAAGCGUUUCAUAUGCUCUGACCCAGCAGAAAUAUUUCAGUAACUACAGUCCUGUGAUUGGGUUUUACAUUUACGAGCCAAUUGAGUACUGGAACUCCACAGUGCAGGAGCACCUGAAGACACUGAGUCAUGGCUUCAACAAGAUCUCCUGGAUGGACAACUUUUUCCACUACCUGCGGGUGGUAAACGUGAGUGCGUCGACCAAGGGCGACUUCAUCACCAUCCUUAAAGGCUCCUUCCUGCGCAGCCCGGAGUACCAGCACUUCACUGAGGAUAUCAUAUUCUCAAAGAACCGUGAGACUGACGAGUACGAUAUUAUUGCCUCACGGAUGUACUUGGUGGCGCGGACGACUGAGAAGAAGCGCGAGGAGGUGGUGGAGCUUCUGGAAAAGCUCCGUCCCUUGAUGCUGAUCAACAGCAUCAAGUUCAUUGCCUUCAAUCCCACGUUUGUGUUCAUGGACCGCUACAGCUCCUCCGUCAUCUCCCCCAUCCUGACCUCAGGCUUCAGUGUACUCACCAUCCUCAUCCUCACUUUCUUCCUGGUCAUCAACCCCUUAGGGAACUUCUGGCUCAUCCUCACAGUCACAUCUGUAGAACUGGGCGUCUUGGGUUUGAUGACCCUUUGGAACGUUGGCAUGGACAGCAUUUCAAUUCUGUGCCUUAUUUAUACCCUCAACUUCGCCAUGGAUCACUGUGCACCACACCUGUACACUUUUGUGCUGGCCACCGAGCACACUAGGACGCAGUGCAUCAAGUUGGCACUGGAGGAGCACGGGGCUGCCAUCCUGCAGAACACAUCCUGCUUUGUGAUCGGGAUCAUGCCCCUGGUGUUUGUGCCUUCCAAUCUGACCUACACACUGUUCAAGUGCUCCCUCCUCACUGCAGGCUGCACUGUGCUGCACUGCUUCGUCAUCCUGCCGGUCUUCCUGACCUUCUUCCCGCCAUCCAAAAAGAGACACAAGAAAAAGAAACGGGCCAAGCGGAAAGAGCGGGAGAGGGAACGGGAAAGGGAGAGGGAAAGAGAGCGGGAGGAGAUAGAGUGCAUUGAAGUCAGGGAGAAUCCUGAUCAUGUGACAAACGUCUGAGUAGUUUGUAAUUUGAGCAAUGCAUAUCAGUGGGUAAGGUAUUGGUUAAUGAGGCAUUCUCCAAUUGCGAGGCGCCUCUAGAGGUAAAGGGGAGUCUGAUAUGUCCCCUGAGGAGUGGACACUCGUCACUCCCAACCAAUAGCAGCAAAGCUGACUAGAGUAGAGCGCAGCCCCACUGGUCAGUCAUUCAGUCCUCCAGUCUGGACAGUGUAUCUCAUUUGCACAAACUGCAAAAUGCUCACGGUUCUAAAGCUCUUUCCCAAUUAUUUGGUAUUUUAAAAAAAGGUAGUUGACAGAACUUAUGCUUGCUAAAUCUGUAGGUAAAUUCUAAACAUACAGUAUACUAGUCCAUUUAAGUAUUAGCAAUUUUAGGUUCAUCUCCUGCAGCCCUUAUCUCAAAGGCAGUGAGUGAGGAUCAUUGCAGUCUGUUAAAAUAAGGACAUGAAGACACGUUGGUGAAAGUGCUUUGGGUGAUAAAACAAGAGUGCACAGAUUAGAGCUACGCAAAUGACGAUUGUGAUCGUACCUCGCACCUUGAUCACAGCAAAGAGAAACAAAACCAAAUUCAGCGGAAAGAGAAAACUGUGGACCUGGAAGCACACUGCAUGCUUUUCUGUCACAUGAAAAAUAGCUGAACAGCUGAUCUGGGUAGAUGGCAUACACUGUGUCCAUUGUGAAGAAUUAUCUUGCACAUUGAAUUAUGUGAAUAGAACUGUCAAGGUUCAUGUUAGCAGGAGGCCAAUAUUUCUGCUCUAUUCCAGAGGUCAAAUAAAGUCUUAGACAAAAGGCAAAAUUAACUGCAGUGGGCUGCAGCGUAUGAGGAGAAAGGGAGAAGUAACUAUUGGGUAGCAGUGUUUUUGAGAAGGCCUGAUUCUUGGAGUACUUAUUAGUACUCAGAGUACUACACUGUUUUUGCAGACCAGAGAAACCCAAAGUGAAGUGUUUUUCCAAGGUUGGAAAAUAUCAAACAAUCUAUCAGAUAGAUAACAAUGGAAUUUCUGUUAGAGUACGAAUGUCGUUGUGAUCCACUUGCAAAAGCUCACUGGCAUGGCACUGGUAAUUGGAAGUUCUGAAUGUGAUUCAGUGUGAGCAGUUGUGCCAAAUGGUGUACAGAAACUUUUGUCUGACAGAUUUCUAUAAAAACAAACAAACAAGCAAAAAAACAUCUCAGUAACUUUGAACUUCGUCCUGGCUAAUUCAAAAGAUUGCCAUUCAGUGUUGUUCGGGUUUGUGAAGCAGUUGAGGACACUGUCUUUGAAUAGCGUGAAAACGGAAAUGGAAAAGCUGAAGUGACGUUAGAACUUGUAAGAAAAUUCUGUUGAAAAUCACAAUGACAUUUUUAUAAUUCAAAUUAGUAAAAAAUUCAGCCCUGCAACAUAACCUUGCUGAAGAGCAUGAUGUUCACUCCAUGCCCCAUUGUUUUUCUGAGUAUUUUUAUUUUGAUCUGCCUUCAAGAUGUCUAUGCUUUUAUGCUUCAGUGUAAAAUGAUAGGGGUGGAUCAUAGAAACAAGGUGACAGAGAAUCAUCACCUGGCGUUGCAGUUCCCCUCAGCUGGGCAGAACUUUUUAGCAUUUUUCAGCUUUGUUGUAGUUGUACAACCCACAACCUAACUGUUUUGGUUUACUCUGGCCAUUCUCAUUGGCCUGGUUUGCAGCAGCAGGCAGCUUUCGCCUGUGAAAAAGCUUUAUCAAUGCCUCCCUGUGCUACCCAGCCUGCACUAAACAACAGACAAAUGUAGUAACUAGCAGUGCAGCCAAAUGAGCCUUUGCGGGGAACUUGGUGGAAACCAAAACUGAGUUGGAAGGAGACUGGAUAUUUACUUUAUUUGGUCGAACACACAACUCGAACAAAAUUAUUGCUAAUGUUGCUCCAAGACUGCUAGAUGUGUACAAAAGUAGUUGUUUGCCGUUUAAAAAAAGGUGAUGAAUUGCUGCUAUUUUGUUUAGUUGGCCUGGACCCAUAUGGCCAAAAAGGAAUUAAUCUAUUAAUGCUUUGAUGAACACCUUUUCCCCUAAGCUCAAGACCAUGGUGGGUUGAUACAGCUUGACAGACUGGAUAUGAGCGAUAUGCUACUAGCUAAGAAAGAAACGGUUUCGAUGCAUUAAAUGUGCAAGUCUCUGCUCGGAAAAGUACUAUUUUCUUUAAUGCUCUCAAAUUAAUAAUUUAGUUUUGUUACAAUUGUGAAGGGUUCACAUAAUAAUAUAUAUAUAUAUACACUCACCAAGCACUUUAUUAAGAAACCCAUACUCACACUGGGUAGUUCCUCCAUUUGCUCCCAAAACGGCCUCAGAUCUUCGUGGCAUGGAUUUCACAACACGAUUGAAACUUUCCUUUGAGAUUCUGCUCCAUGUCGACAUGACUGCGUCACAUCAUCUCUGCAGACUUGUCAGCUGCUCAUUAAUGCUGCCAAUCUGCUGUUCUACAACAUCCCAAAGGUUCUACUGGAUUCACACCGGAUGACUGGGGAGGUCACUGAAGUUCACCGAGCUCACUGUCAUGUUCAUGUUCACCAGUGUGUGCUUUGGGACAUGGAGCACUAUCCUGCUGGAAGUAGCAGUUAGAAGAUGGUGAACCGACAGGGAUGAACGUGUUCAGCAACAACACUGAGACAGAGUGUUAAUGAGUCUGUGUCCACUGCAGCCUCAGAUUUUUUUAUGUUCUUGGCUGGCAGGAGUGGAGCCUGACAUGUUUUCUGCUGUUGUAGACCAUCCUCCUCAAGGUUGUUUUUUCUUUCGGACAUGAUAUUCAGUUCAUAACAGUGGUUACCACAGACUUUUUGUCACCUCCAACCAGUCUGACCAUGCUCCUCUGACCUGUCAACAACAAGGUGUUUUUUGUUCACAGAACUGCUGCUCACUGGAAGAUUUUUGGGUUACUACUCCAUUCUGCGUGAACUAGAUUUAAUUUUCCCCACUCCAGUUUGAUAUUUAAACAUAUGAACACUAACUGAGGCUACUGACCUAUAUCAUUGCUCGGCUGCCACAACAUUGGCUCACUGGGUGAUUGCAUGAAUGUGAACUAAAGUGCUUGGUGAGUGUAUAUCCUCUGUAUGCAAACCAUAGGAGAACAUACCACUGGAUACACGGUAAAAACACAUUCAAACUUCAUUUGCAGUUCAGUUUAAGAAACAUGUUGAAAAUUGCAUAUUUACACACGAAAGAACACGAAAAGUAAAUCGCCACUGUAGGACACAUGCAGGCCUGGAGCUGGUCUUGUCCAUGCAGUAACUGAGGAUCAUUUGAUAUGUGCUCAGUAAGUUCAAAUAACAUUCGAUAUAUAUAUAUAUAUAUAUAUAUAAUACCCCCUCUUUAAUAUUCGGUCUUAGGAGUCCAAAAUGUCUGCUGUUUUUUCAAAUGGGUAAACAGUGUUAUCUGUGUCCGUCAAAAAACAGAUACGAAUCUCUGUCGCAGUGAAAAAACAAACACACUGCAAGGUCAGCAGGCCCAACAGAUCCCAAUCUCAAACUGACCUCUAGCAGGCAGAAUUUAGCGGGUGGCAUCAUGUGAUAGAGAGCAGAUAUUGCCGACUGCACAUUAGUCAAUACCUUCUUAGGACACCGACUGGUUCUUACAGGCUGUCAUUGACGGGACACUCCUGGCUCAUUUAUUCGCGCUGCCACCAAGAAAGUGAAAAUCUCAGUUAAUCAGGCAGCCUGAGGAAGGCAAGCGUGUUCAGGCUGGACCAAAUGACAGUGAGGUGUAUCUGUGGAUACUUGAAAAAGGAGGGCAUACAUUCAUAUGACAAAUUACAAGUUCUGAAAAUUGCUAUUAAGUUUAUGGCAAGCUACUACCUGAAGCAGCUGCAGUGAAAGUCACAUUAUGUAAAAGCCAUGUCAUGUAUGUAUAGCAAGAAGGCAUGAAAUCUUUGAAAAUGGGAAAGAAAUGCAAAUCUUAAAUAAUUAACUUCCCAAAAAUGGACUCUUUGCAUGGCACUGUAUUGUAUGUAUGUAUGCAUGUAUUUAAUUUGUCUGUAUGAAGUCUGCGUAUUUUUUAAUUUUGCUCCACUAUGGUGACUUCUGUUUGUUGUUUCGAUGGAUAUUCUGUAACACCAUGUGCUGCAAAAGAACAAAAUGAGUCAUAUAUCUGUUCCAAAACAAAAGCCAGAGGAUAUUUCAUCUGUAAAUACCUGUAAAUUACUCUUUUCUAUAUUUUCUAAGAAAAACAAAUACUAUAGAAAGAUUUUUAAUGACCGAAUUUUCUUAAAAAAAGAAUAAAAAAGUGCAAAAAAAGUUGAACACAGUAGGCCAGUAACAUACAGUGGAAUGUUUCCAGUAUACUAGAUCUUAUUCCUUGCAAACUACAGUGUCAAUGUUUGUUGAUGAUUCACAUUUUUAUGUGGGGAAACUGUUGCCACCAUUUUAUUGUUUGUGUCCUUUAGAUCCUCUUCUUGGCCCUCACAUUUAAAGAUAUCACACAGUAUUCAAUGGCCCUGUUGUAAACAACACAACAGUCCAUCAGGCUUCAUAAUGAUAUUUUUUAACAAAUAAAUAUUUAAGAAAUACAGUUUAUAGAUGGGAUCUCCAAUUUAUGCCCCAAAUUAAAUCUAUUACACAUUGCUAUAUGGCAGGUAAAGCUUGGCAGCGAAGAGUUCAAUAUUUAGCAUUAUUGUUAACUCUUCUGGAACAUCAUUCCUAGAUCUUGGCACCUUCUUACUCAUUGUUGGCUAGAAAGCUAUUGCCGACCAACACUCACCAUUUUACCGCUACUAUACACCUAGCAUUAAUUUGCAACGCCAAAUGCUGUCUCAUUGGACUACUGUGUAUUUUAAAAUCAUUAGAAAUGAAUAGAAGUCAGUAGAAACUAUUCUUCUACAGCAACACAUUGAGGGCUCACCAGCAGUUUAUUGAAAGAGCAUGAAAUGGCUGAUAUUUAGAACACACUUUGUAUUAUUAUUUUUGCCAAUGAAAAUGAAAACCCAGCUUCAAAGAUGACCCUUCCAUGAUUCAACAUUGUCAACAAAUCCCAUGAAAAGACCAAAACCAACAGUAUGUCUGUUUCUCAAAAUAUCUGACUCCCAUUGGCACUCAGCCAAAACCUACUGGUUCGCAUCGUUUUGUUUUUGUUCAUUUCUUAUUAAAAGUCAUUUAUCAUUAAAAAAGCUAAAUAACAAA
Scophthalmus maximus (turbot) is the source of this 8317-nucleotide messenger RNA. RefSeq names its product patched domain containing 4 (gene ptchd4). The transcript is spliced from 3 exons. NCBI's taxonomy places the organism in Eukaryota, Metazoa, Chordata, Actinopteri, Pleuronectiformes, Scophthalmidae. Gene Ontology annotation, cellular component: membrane. Bases 436 to 3207 code for a protein of 923 amino acids. The record is from RefSeq and is a predicted model, not a curated record.